This is a messenger RNA of Saccharomyces paradoxus, 1131 nucleotides long. RefSeq names its product Arc1p (gene ARC1). The transcript has a single exon. Gene Ontology annotation, molecular function: tRNA binding. Bases 1 to 1131 code for a protein of 376 amino acids. Gene Ontology annotation, cellular component: methionyl glutamyl tRNA synthetase complex. Lineage: Eukaryota; Fungi; Ascomycota; Saccharomycetes; Saccharomycetales; Saccharomycetaceae. The record is from RefSeq and is a predicted model, not a curated record.
AUGUCCGAUCUCGUCACCAAGUUUGAAUCGCUUAUUAUUUCAAAGUAUCCAGUUUCUUUCACAAAAGAACAAUCUGCUCAAGCUGCCCAAUGGGAAUCGGUUCUAAAAUCUGGUCAAAUCCAACCACACUUAGAUCAAUUGAAUUUGGUGUUAAGAGACAACACCUUCAUUGUGUCCACUUUGUACCCAACGUCUACCGACGUUCACGUCUUCGAAGUCGCCUUACCAUUGAUUAAGGAUUUAGUGGCAAGCUCCAAGGAUGUCAAGUCAACCUAUACCAAGUACAGACACAUUUUGAGAUGGAUUGAUUACAUGCAAAACUUGUUAGAAGUAUCGAGCACCGACAAGUUAGAAAUAAAUCACGAUUUGGAUUUACCUCACGAAGUUGUUGAGAAGAAGAAAAAGGCACCUGCAGGUGGCGCAGCUGAUGCUGCAGCCAAGGCUGACGAUGAUGUGAGUAAGAAGGCUAAAAAGCAAGAUCAUCCAAGAGGUAAGCCUGAUGAAGAAACCCUUAAGAAAUUGAGAGAGGAGGCAAAGGCCAAGAAGGCUGCUAAGAAGGCUGCCAACGCUAAACAACAACAAGAGCAACAAAACAAGGCCCCAGAAAAGCCAAAGCCAUCCGCAAUAGAUUUCCGUGUUGGUUUCAUUCAAAAAGCUAUCAAGCACCCAGACGCCGACUCACUAUAUGUUUCCACAAUCGAUGUCGGUGAUGAAGAAGGUCCAAGAACUGUAUGUUCUGGUCUGGUCAAGCAUUUCCCCUUGGAUGCUAUGCAAGAACGUUAUGUUGUUGUUGUGUGCAACUUGAAACCAGUUAAUAUGAGAGGCAUAAAAUCCACAGCCAUGGUUUUGUGUGGUUCUAACGACGACAAAAUCGAAUUUGUCGAACCACCAAAGGGUUCCAAAGCCGGUGACAAGGUAUUCUUUGAAGGUUUCGGUGAUGAAGCUCCAAUGAAGCAAUUGAAUCCAAAAAAGAAGAUUUGGGAACAGUUGCAACCUCAUUUCACUACAGAUGACGGUUUGGAAGUCAUCUUCAAAGAUGAAGAAGAAAAGGACCAUCCUGUAAGAAAGUUGACCAACGCCAAGGGCGAAUCAUUUAAGGUUGCUAGUAUCAGUAAUGCUCAAGUCCGUUAA